GCGCAUCCUUGCCAUAAAAAUAAUAUAGAUGCGGACACUGGAUAAUAUCUCCAGCCAGGAAGUAGUGGGAGCCUUUCGCCAAUGUCGUUGUCUGAGGUGCAUUUAUCCUACCCUAUCUUUACAGAUAAUAUCCCAUACGCUGCGUAUCCGUCCCUUCCUUUCUCCGCCUGCGCCAAUGUAUCCGUUCACCAUGCAAUUCUCAUAUUUCCAGCCUAUUGGAAGUGCCUUCUAUCCACGCAGAUUCCCGCAUCCUACAUGACGACUGUCUUGGAUGUAGUCAUGCCAUGUACGGCAUUCUGUCUAAUGGUCGCGCUCGGCGACUAUAUGCGAAUGUCAGCAAACCGAUAUAUUUAUAGCCUGGUCACUCGCCGUGUCUUCAGUGUACUGCUCGUACAUCGACGACUCUUCGAUGCUUGGUUCGCUAUGGUCUCUAAGUCUCAACGGAAUGGAAUUCACCACGUCCCCAUGUAGCUUCUCUCUCAGAUGCUGUCUUGCAUUAAG
Phanerochaete carnosa HHB-10118-sp is the source of this 501-nucleotide messenger RNA. RefSeq lists its product as uncharacterized. The coding region runs from base 82 to 471 and encodes 129 amino acids. NCBI's taxonomy places the organism in Eukaryota, Fungi, Basidiomycota, Agaricomycetes, Polyporales, Phanerochaetaceae. The record is from RefSeq and is a predicted model, not a curated record. The transcript has a single exon.